Messenger RNA from Neoarius graeffei (lesser salmon catfish), 3825 nucleotides. It is a transcript of the gene dcaf6, whose product is annotated as ddb1 and cul4 associated factor 6. Gene Ontology annotation, molecular function: protein binding. The coding region runs from base 299 to 3397 and encodes 1032 amino acids. NCBI's taxonomy places the organism in Eukaryota, Metazoa, Chordata, Actinopteri, Siluriformes, Ariidae. The record is from RefSeq and is a predicted model, not a curated record. Gene Ontology annotation, cellular component: Cul4-RING E3 ubiquitin ligase complex; cytoplasm. Gene Ontology annotation, biological process: positive regulation of transcription by RNA polymerase II. The transcript has 21 exons.
AGAUCUGGGCACAGGAGGGCAGAAUCUUAAGCAGUUGGCUAAACAACAUUUCUGUUAUAUAUUUAGCUUAUGAUGACACCCAGGCAGUAGUUCGUUUUGUCGCAGGGGUGUAGAUUUUGCUUAAUUCUCCCUCCAUUAUUUUGUUUACUGAUACGAUGAAACACUGGAGUAAAUAAGUGCUGUUAAAAGAAAAAAAAAAAGGCACUGCUAAAAGCUAAGAGCGAGCUAAUGAAGUGCUUUCUACUUGCAGUUCUCUCAAUGCUGCUUGUCUUCAGACGAGGGGAGCUUUGAGAGCACCAUGUCCUGCUCUGGCAACUUGAUUUGGGAUGUGAGGAAACGCUCCAUCGGUUACAGCGACCCGAAUGUUUUCCGAACCAGCUAUCUGGGCAGAAGAGAAUUUGUGCAACGUCUGAAGCUUGAAGCUAUACUUAAAGUGCAUGAUGGCUGUGUUAACACCAUAUCUUGGAAUGACACAGGAGAGUACAUCUUAUCAGGAUCUGAUGACACUAAUUUGGUCAUCACAAACCCCUACAACAGAAAGGUCAAAGCAACAAUUCGUUCAGGUCACCGGGCCAACAUUUUUAGUGCAAAGUUCAUGCCCCACACUAACGACCAGCAGAUUGUGUCCUGUUCAGGAGAUGGCAUCAUCUUUUACACACACACAGAGAAGAGUCCAGACAUCAACAGGCAGUGCCAGAUGACCUGCCACUAUGGAACUGCAUAUGAGAUAAUGACUGUUCCAAAUGACCCAUACACCUUUCUGUCCUGUGGGGAGGAUGGCACAGUCAGGUGGUUUGACCUGCGCAUGAAGACAAGCUGCACGAAAGAGGACUGUAAAGAUGAUAUUUUGAUUAAUUGCCGAAGAGCUGCAACUUCGAUAGCAAUUUCACCCCUUGUGCCCUACUAUCUUGCUGUGGGAUGCUCGGACAGUUCAGUAAGAAUCUAUGACCGACGAAUGCUUGGUACUAGAGCUACAGGUAACUACGUGGGGCGAGGAACAACAGGCAUGUGUGUGCGAUUCGUCCCUGCCCACUUGUCCAACAAGUCCUGCCGUGUGACAUCCCUGUGCUACAGUGGCGAUGGGCAAGAGGUUCUGGUCAGCUACUCCUCCGACUACAUUUACCUGUUUGAUCCCAAAGACGACCAGGCCCGAGAGCUGAAAGGUCCAUCUGAGGAGAGGAGAGAGGAGCUAAAGCAACCCCCAGUGAAACGCUUGCGUCUGAGAGGAGACUGGUCAGAUACUGGACCCCGUGCUCGACCCGAGAGUGAAAGAGAACGAGAUGGAGAACAGAGCCCCAAUGUGUCUCUGAUGCAGAGGAUGUCAGACAUGUUAUCACGUUGGUUUGAGGAGGCCAGCGAGGCCCAGAGUAGCAGAGCUCGUCCACAAACUCGGCCAAGAGGUGUGGCAGCUCAGACACUGGGGACGGCUGCAGCUUCAGAGAGCCCCUCUCAGGAGCCUCUGGGGGCUGAGGGCCCCAUGGAGGUAGAGUCCACUACCUCUGACCAUUCCGCCCCACCUGCCUCGGACUCCGCUUCAGCUCCAGCGUCAGCCUCGGCCCCAGCGUCAGCCUCAUCUUUGGCAAAGCCCCUCCCCAAAUCCAUCUCCUCAGGCUCUUCCACUGUGACAGUCCUGCCUCCCUCCACCUCUUCCUCUAUGGACAACACUGCCUCAUCCUCUUCCCUGCUGUCCUCUCCAGACUCAGAAGAGCAGAAGAGCCAGGCUGAGGUGAUGACCACCAGCUCAGCCACACCUACCUCUUCGACAGAGCCUGUUCUGUCUGACUAUGGUCCCCACAGGCUCCCGGUAAGUUUAGUGUGUAGACGUUUGCAGAGGCUCCUGCUUCUGGCUGACCCCCCUGGGCAAGGCCAGCGUUCAGCCUCUCGGGCCUCAGGCAGUCGAGCCCAGGGUCCUGAUCCACAGACCCGCCCACCAGCAGAUUCCCCUUCGUCUGCAGUAAACAAACAGCUUGGAUCCAUGACUCUGGAUGAGAAGCCUGGAAGCACUGAAGCAUCAGUGAAUGUUUUCUGUGAUAUGAGUGCAAGUAUCGGCCAGGCUUCUGCUGAAGAUGGCACUGGAACCUGCUCCUCAACUCCUGCUGCUGAAGAUAGCAGUGAAGCCUCUUGCUCAACUCCAGCUGCUGAAGAUGACCCUGGAGCCUGCUCUUCAACCCCAGCUGCUGAAGAUGACCCUGGAGCCUGCUCUUCAACUCCAGCUGCUGAAGAUGACCCUGGAGCCUGCUCUUCAACUCCAGCUGCUGAAGAUGACCCUGGAGCCUGCUCUUCAACUCCAGCUGCUGAAGAUGGAGCUGGAAGUGGCAGUGGGACUGGAAUAAGGGGCUCUGGUACUGGGCGAGUGGCGACAGCAGCAGGCACACCUGAGCCCGUCCUGAGCCUGCAUUACAGCACAGAGGGUACCACCACCAGCACCAUCAAAUUAGACUUCACUGAUGAAUGGAGUAACCUAGCAUCUGGCUCCAAAACUGGUGGUGGAGGACAAAAGCCUGCUCAAGCGAGGGAGAAUCAGGAGCCUGCAGCAGGAAGCCCACAACAGGCUUUAGCAGAGACUGUGCCAGAGCAGAGCAAGAGCUCAGAAAGUGGCACUGAGAGGGCCUCAGGAAGCUCUCAGGGAAGCACAUUACUUCAAGACCCAGCCAUUUCAGAGACUCCACCAACAGCAGAAGGUUUCAAGAGGACUGAACCAGGUGGAGAGGGUACUCGGAGCUCCACUCAACCUUCACGCAGUAACCAGGACUCGGAUGACAGCGAUGACGACCCGAUUCUCAUCCCCUCAGCCAGGUACAGAGGAGCUCAGGGACAAAGGUUUAAUUUCAGAGGCUCUGCAAUAGGUGAUAGGAUGAUCAGGCGCUCAGCAGCAGCCCGUAUCCAGGAGCUCUUGCGCAGGAGAAAGGAGAGACGUGAGCUGGAGGAGAGCGAGACUCAGAACAUCAGACGCCCUACAUUCAAAAUGAUGUACAAGGGCCACCGCAACUCCAGGACCAUGAUAAAGGAGUCAUGUUUCUGGGGAAAUAACUUUGUCAUGAGUGGCUCAGACUGCGGCCAUAUUUUCAUCUGGGACAAGCAUACAGGAGAGCACCUGAUGCUUCUGGAGGCUGAUAAUCAUGUAGUUAACUGUCUGCAGCCUCACCCUUAUGACCCAAUUCUUGCCUCAUCUGGAAUUGACUAUGACGUCAAAAUCUGGUCCCCACUUGAGCAGUCACCUUCUUUUAACAGAGACCUUGCUGAAGAGGUAAUAACUCGUAAUGAACUGAUGCUGGAAGAGACAAGAAACACCAUUACUGUCCCUGCCUCCUUCAUGCUCCGAAUGCUGGCUUCACUCAAUCACCUCCGGACAGACCGAUCCGAGGGUUCUGGACAAGAGAACGAAGAUGAGCAGUAGCUCUGCUGAGUUUCUAUCCCCUCACUCCUCCCUCACCCACAAAACAAUCAGCAUCAUUUGCUUUAAAACGUUUGAAUGAAUAUUUGAGAUUUGUACAGGCUGUGUAGAAUAUUCCCUUGUUAGAUCCAUUUGUAGUAUUCAUUUUUUUAAAAGAUGACUAUUCUACUGAUUACUUCACAUGGGAGUAAAUUGUAUCUGUGGGGAAAGAUAAUUUGCAGGAUAUAAAAAUAUAUAAAUAUAAUAUAUAAAAUGUGACCGAGGUGGCUAGAUGGUGGAUGCUUGAGAAUAUUUGAAGGCAAUAUUUCCAUUGUGCAAAUGGUCUAGCUUUGGGCAGUGUUGUGUGAAAUUUUCUAGUUUUGUAGACUUUAAAGCAUGAUUUUAUGUUUGACAUGCAUAAGUUUCUCUUCCUUAAAAAAGGGUUGCUACAA